AUUUCCCUUUGUUUCUCUCUCUUCCUACCAAGAAAAACAAACAAAAACAAAAACAAAAACAAAAACAGGUAGACGAGCAAAUUUAGAGGCGCUGGGUGACCCUAGCUCUACUCCAGGAGGAUAAACGCAGAGAUCGAUCCACAGACCACGUCGUCGGCACACAGGUUUGGUGUUCGAUCUCUGAAAUCGAAACAAGAACAAAGAAAUGACUACUUGUUCAUAUCGAUCAUCAUGUCAUUAUCUCAUUUUCUUCUUCUUCCUAAUCCUCUUGGGCUUGGCUUCAACCUCCUCCGCCACCUUCAUUUCCUAUGGUAUAUUUGAGCCUCCUCGUGGAUCCUUUGGACGUUCCCUUCUUCAAACCAAAAAAAAUUGCCCUGUGAACUUUGAGAAUCAGAACUACACAAUCCUUACAAGCACGUGCAAGGGACCAAAUUACCCACCCAAAAUCUGUUGUGAAGCUUUCAAGAAAUUUGCCUGCCCUUUUGCAGAUCAGAUUAGUGACGAAAAAAGUGAUUGCGCUGCAACCAUGUUUAGCUACAUAAACAUCUAUGGGAAAUACCCUCCUGGCCUGUUUUCAUCUCAAUGUCGUGAAGAAAAUAAAAUUGGUCUUAAAUGUGCUGAUGCUGAGCCACCAAAACCCAGCACAGCUUCCACGGUGAUGGCCGCAUCAGCUACUCACUUAGCACUCACCACUGCCUUCCUAUUAUUAUCUUUACAUUUCUUUUGAGCUGCUGCUGCUGCUGCUCAUUGACGUACAAGAUCAAUUAACUACUUGUAACCCAAUCUGAUUCAAUCAUUUCCUGUUUUAUUCCACCAAUUUGUAUACUAAUUCAAUUACUUUACUCUUAACUAAUAGUAUAUCUUUGUCAUUCUCGCUA
This is a messenger RNA of Rosa chinensis, 878 nucleotides long. Its product is annotated as GPI-anchored protein LLG1. Bases 206 to 727 code for a protein of 173 amino acids. The transcript has 3 exons. The record is from RefSeq and is a predicted model, not a curated record. Lineage: Eukaryota; Viridiplantae; Streptophyta; Magnoliopsida; Rosales; Rosaceae.